AUGAACUGUGUAGUGCUCUUCGAAGAUAUUCGCAAGGCUGCAGCUGCUCACCGCUCUCCGCCCGACGCUACGCUCGAGGACGUGGUACCUACAGAUUUUACAUGUGAUUGUGUUUUGGACAAUACAUACAUAUCAGUGUUUGAACUGUUAACAUCGCUGUAUUUACUUCUUUUUCGGAGAAAGAAAUGUACAACUGAGCAAUGGGUCAAACGGAGGAGGCGCGCAGCAUUAGGAUAA
This is a messenger RNA of Arctia plantaginis, 237 nucleotides long. Lineage: Eukaryota; Metazoa; Arthropoda; Insecta; Lepidoptera; Erebidae. The record is from the annotation of a GenBank genome assembly.